ACUCGUCGCCAACCACCACGCUCCCUCCUCCGUUACCUCCCGACGUCCCUCCUCCCUAACGAGAACCCCCUCCACCUCCCUCCUCCCUUCCCCUCCUCUCUCGCAUAAUCUCCCAUCCCUAGCAUCCCCCCCUCUCUCCCUCUCUCUCUCUCUCUCUCAGAAGGUGCAACACCAUCAAUGGACGCUCGCGUCCCCGAUCGGGACCGCCCCGACGACGACAAUUCCCCCGCCACUUCUGAAUCUUCCUCCGACAUUGGUGACGGCGGCGCUGGGUUCCGAACAUGGAUUGCUAGUCGAGGUCGUGGUCAGAAACAGGAACCCGAUCAGAGAGAUCAAAUACAGUUUGCCGGAGGGAGCGUUCAGCUUUGCUUCUGCAGGUAAUCUAGAAUGGUAGUGUUUGCAUUGGUAGAGGAUUUGCUUUGGUAGCUACCUUGCAUUUUAUUUUGGUAUUGUUUGCAUUAUGCUUUGGUAGUGUUUGCAUUAUGCAUUGGUGGUUACCUGCAUUUUCUUUGGUAGUGUGUGCAUUACGCUUUGGAAGUUACCUGCAUUUGUGUUGGUUAGAUGGAGCAUUAUGUUUUAGUAGUUAUCUGCAUUUGGUUCGGUAAUGGGUGCAUUAUGCUUUGGUAGUUUCUCUGUAUUUGUUUUGGUAGUGUUUGUAUGGAUUUAUUUAUGCAAUGGUAUUGUUUUAAUUUCGUAGUAGUAGUGGUAUUGGUUGUUUUGGUAUUUGUUUGACUUUGGUAAUGGUAUAGAUUGUUUAUAUUGGUAGUUUUCUUGUAAUGGUAUAGAUUUAAUUCUGCAAUGGUGUAGACACCACAUUUUGUCCGGAAUAAUCGUUUUAUUGAAAAUAAUUAUUGUCACGUCGUACUAUGAUUAUAUUUAAAAAGGAAGUUGAAGCUAGUUUGGUUGCGACUAGCAGUUGCAAGUCAAUAUGAACCAACAAUUAUCAAAUUUGCUCCUAGUCGAUUCUAGGGCAUAAUUAUUUAAGAUAGGAUCGGUUUAAGUUAAUAUUAGCAAUGGCAAAUCUUAAAUAUAAAUUCCCAAUUGGAUGGAAGAAAUGACUAUAGUGCAAAUUUUGUUGUUCGAGUUCGGAUUUGGAUUCGGUAUUUGAAAUGAGAAAAAUUGAAUAGUGGAAUGAGCUUUAUUAUCAAGAUUCAAAGUUGAUACAUCGUACAACUUGGGUAAUGACCUCUAAAUAAAGCGAGAAUUAGAUUUAAUUACAAUGACUAAUGCUAACUCUACAAAAUUUGGGCCACGCAAUUUGAUUUGUACAUAUACAAUUACAAAGAGAGAAAUAUUUGAGCCUUGAGGCAUGAAUCUAGCCCACUGGCCCAGCUUUCUCAGUCAACCAAGCCCAAAUACCUGGAAAAAAAGAGAAGAGACCAAUUAGUCCAAUUCAAGAUUUUUAAGCCCAAAAUAGGCUGUCACUCGAGCUCAGUUUCUAACCCAAAACCAGAGACCCAAUUGGCCAGCAGAGAAACUAAAUCGGUCCCAACGAAAUCCAGCCCAAACCCAACAGACCCAAUUCGGCCAACCAGUUCUGUCCAAAAACUAACCAUAAACCAACCUUGACCAAUUCGGUAUGACCAUAUCUUAUCCAGCUGACCAGACACACUCUUCAAAGUUAGAUUAAAAAAAUGGACGAAUCAUAUUGUGACACGUGGCCGUUUGGUUUGCUUUAAAUGAUCUCCUUAUGCUCUUUGUUAGGGUGGACGGAUUGGAGGAGAAAAGAAAACUCUACAGAAAUACAUAUAAGAAACACUUCCUUCUACACACUCCUGGAGAAAGUUCCAUUCAUAUCAUAGGGUACGAUCAAGGCAGAGAAAAAGAUUUCCAGAGGAACAAGGAUCCAAUGUCUAGAUAUUUGUAAGGAGGUGCAUAGGCCCAGGGAUUUGAACCAGGUUGGUAACUCGCAAACUUUCUUUUUUAUUUGGGUAGUGAUGACAUGAAUCCUUUCUAUUACCAAUCUCGUUUGUUAUAUUACUUCCAAUUACUACUAUUUAGUGUAUAACCUGUUGAUAUCGUCUUCUGAUUCAAGUUAUUAUCAACUAUCUAAUUACAUUUCCAUAUUAUCAACUAUCUAUUUACAUUUCCAACUAUUCGCUUACUACGCUUAUUUGAAACCCGUAUUAACAAAGCUAUGUGCUCACACAAGUUUCCUAGUUCUUUUUAUGUGUAAUCUACCUUUUAGAGAAAGUUGAAAUAAUAUGAAAAUUAAUAGGGGUAGUAAUCCAAUGUGGUUAGUUUUUUCCUAGUUCCAAAACUACCCGUCAUAUAAUCUUAACCAUCCAUUUAAAAAAUAGAAGAAUGAGACAGGAGAGAGAAUGUGUCUAAUGGCUACAAAGUGGGUUGUGAAUCUCACAACCCGUGAGGGGGUUGUGAUGUUAUCUCAUCCUUGCUUAGUAGAUCACCAUCCCACUAUAAAUUUUACGCUAGGUUGUGCUUGUUUUGUUACAUGUCAGAUCCUAUCACGUGUGGGAAGGUCCGAGACGAGUUUCAGGUCAUUCAUAGGUCAAAACGAGCCAAAAGUGGAGGUUGGGCCCUGUUCACGGGUUGGAGCUUCAGUUCACGAUCUCUAAGAACGUGAACUGAAUGCCCAAACCGUGAAGUGACCAAUUUCCAACACAGUUUUACAGGUACUGGCUUCAAGUCAGUUCACAGUCUUAGACACCGUGAACUAAAGCCUCAAACUGUGAAGUCGUCAGUUCACUAUCUCUAAGACCGUGAACUGAUCAACGCGGUCGUGAACUGAAACCUAAGACCGUGAACUGAGCCCGAUCUGGGUAUAAAAAGGGCUUUGAGCUUAAGGAAAGGAGGAGCUGGUCUUUGGAGAGGGAUUCGAUUCUCUCUUUAGGGUUUCAACCCAAAACACCGAAGGGGAGUUAUAGAGAGGGAGAGAGAGAGAGAGAGAGAGUGCUUGAGUGAUAUUGGAGCUUAAUUAGAGGCAUGGGUUCAUAUUGAAUACAAGGAUUCAAGCUUAGAAGAAGAAGAAGAUCUUGGGCUCCAAUUUGUAAUUUCUCUCUUCUCUCUCUAGAAACUCACCCUCUUCUCUUGGUUUAAGAACCCUAGGGCUAGAUUUGGGUUUAACAUUGAUGUAUGUGACACAUUCCAUGUUCGAUUGAUGAUUUUACUUAAUUGAUGGAUGUUUUCAUGAAUGACAUGAAUUUGGUUUCCAUUUUCAUGUAUUGAGCUUUUGACCUAGGAGGGAGAAAAAUCUACUUAGAACCCAUUAUUGGCGUAUUCGAGUCACUCCACACACUAUAUCGUUCGGGUAAUCCCCGAGGGAGUCGAUUCCAUCAAUCUCCUACGAUAUAGGGUUGCCCUAGGUUGAAUAGAGCUUACCACAUUAAUCGAUUCGCCGUUCCGGGUCAUUCCUGAAGGAGUCCAUCUCCUAACGGGAGAGUAAUUGAGUGAAUUGAGCGUUUGACCUAGGAGGGUAACAAAUCCUCACCCUAUAUCAUCCGGGCAAUCCCAGAGGGAGUCGAUUCCAUCAAUCUCCUACGAUAUAGGGGUUCACAAGGUUGAAUAGAGCUCCUACCCAUCCAUCACGUCACUGUUCCGGGUCCGUCUCGAGGGAGUUCAUCUCCGAAUGAUAGGAUAGUGGGUCGAUCAAGCUCAGAUGGUACUCAACAUCGAUCAUAUGACGGAUCUAGGAGGAUUCAAACCAAGGGAUCUCCCUACCUUGUAAAUAGCUAGGAUUAGUGGUUAGUCUAUGUUAGUUAGUUUAGUUGUAUUAAUUACUAUACUAGGUUGGCUCGAUAAUGAACGCUAAACCUGUAGUAGGGUAAGCAUAGAUCCCCGUGGGUCGUGGUUAUACAUGGUUGUCGAUCGUGAUGUUGUAGUUAGUACGAGUCAAGUUUUUGGCGCCGUUGCGGGGGAGCCAUUCUAGGUUAUUUGAAAAAGGGUUAGGCUGUUACUUUAGCCAUUUUGUUUUUGUUUUGUGUUUCGUUUGUGUUUCGUUCACCCACUCUUCUCUUUGAAGGGUGGUUUGUGUUUGUUUGAUUUUCUUUUCAUUUUUUUGUAGUUGUAGGUUGAAUUAUGGAUCCCAAUGGCUUUCACAACCUGUGUGGGUAUCCACAACCACUCGAAUGUGGGUACCCCGGGCCUUCAGGGGACAACCAAGAGGAUGGAAGCUAAGGAACCGGGUUUUAUGGUCAACCUCCCUUCCAAGAAGAACCAUGCCAAUGGGGAUAUGCAGAGGCUUCCCCAUACCAAGAAUAUUUCCCUCCACAGCUCGAGGAGAAAUUCAAGUUGGAGUUGGCCAUGGAAGCUUUCAUGGGGCAUACCCCUCAAGACAAUGUGCCACUCCACCAUCGGAGCCGAAGAGAUAAUUGGAGCUCAUGGUGGAGCGGUUUGCUCGAGGCACCGAUGAGGGUGCUUGAAUUUGGAUCUUCCCCAACCGGAAGUGAAGUCUAAGUUGGAGCUUGCCAUGGAGAAAUUUGAAAGAACAAGCUCUAACACAGAUUUCCAACCCCUCCCUCCUCCCGGUUUAACAUUAGAAGAGAAGGUGGCACGUGCUUGUGCAAGCUAUCGCCUCUCAUCAUUGGAAGAGAAUGAGGAGGUUGAAAGGGAGAUCAUUGACAACCGUGUGGAGAAAGAGCAACUCACCUCGGAGAGCUCCCGUGGUGAGGAUGAUCAAGAGGGUUGAAGACCAAGUCACUUUGGUGGAGAAGAAAGAGAAUCCUUUAUAUGAUUUUGCAUGACAUAUUGCCCUCCAAAUCGUACUUGAAGACAUGAAUGUGAAGGAGAAGGAAGAGGUUGAAGGGGAGGAAGUAAGCAUUGAAGAAAGGGAAGGUCUUGAUUGUUCCCAUGGGUAGGAAUAAUUUGAAAAAGACAGA
This is a messenger RNA of Linum trigynum, 4835 nucleotides long. Lineage: Eukaryota; Viridiplantae; Streptophyta; Magnoliopsida; Malpighiales; Linaceae. The record is from the annotation of a GenBank genome assembly.